AUGGCUCCGGCGAAGCGAAAAUUAAAUUUCGACAAUUCAGCGGACUCAACGAUGAAUUUCGAAGCAGAUGAUAAUUUUCCAAGACAAUGGAAAAUCCAAGGAAUCGAUAUCGACGAGCGAAUUCAGCGUCUAAGAGAUGAGCUACGCGCUCAGGGGCAUCAUCCAGCACAAAAUGCGGUUGUGGAUCCGAAUUCGAAAUUUCGCACAGAAUAUCGACGAAUUCUAACCGCUCACUCGAUCAUCACCGAUGCGAUUCGUUUGAAUCAAAAGGAGAUUAGUUGGUACAAAAACGCGACAGAAAUGAUGGCCAACGACAUAGACGCGUUGAAAUUCCGUCGUGAGCAUUUGGAUAAGAGUGUGGAGGAUUUGAAGAAUCAACUGUCGAAUCUAGAAUCCAGCGUUGGAAUUCUGAAAUCUCAACAGCUGGCAGUGAAGAGUGUGUUGGAUUUGAGAGAGGACGAAUAUAUGGGCGGUGAUGACGUGGAUUCCAAUUAUCCAGAUGAUUAUAACAAGUUUGGAAAGAUCAGCAAGUUGUGUGAAGUCGCUCUCAAAUCGUACGACGACGUCAAAAAACGCACGGAGCAACUUCAGAAGACGUUGAUGACGGAGAGGAAUCGCGAGCGGCGACAGCGGGAAACGAUUCUGAACGGAAUGGAUGAGAAGGAGAGGACACGUGUCGAAGAAUUGGACGAAAUGUUCAAAGACUUCUCGUUGGAUCAGCUGAAGGCGUUGAGAGAUCGAAUGAGAAUCGCCAGACAACAGAAUUGA
Molecule: messenger RNA, 768 nt
Organism: Caenorhabditis briggsae
Lineage: Eukaryota; Metazoa; Nematoda; Chromadorea; Rhabditida; Rhabditidae
Exons: 6
Coding region: 1-768 (255 amino acids)
Source: RefSeq, a predicted model, not a curated record